Molecule: messenger RNA, 5679 nt
Organism: Orussus abietinus
Lineage: Eukaryota; Metazoa; Arthropoda; Insecta; Hymenoptera; Orussidae
Gene: p120ctn
Product: catenin delta-2
Exons: 16
Coding region: 767-3724 (985 amino acids)
Biological process (GO): cell-cell adhesion; cell-cell junction assembly
Cellular component (GO): adherens junction; nucleus; plasma membrane
Molecular function (GO): cadherin binding
Source: RefSeq, a predicted model, not a curated record
CCCCACGUGAAACGCAGUCGCCAGAUUGAGCACCGCCGCCGACGGCGUUAUAGGGGCGUCGUUUCUGCUUGCAAUGUGUAUCGUGUAGGCGUUGGCGAGGCGGAGGCGAAAAGUUCGCGGCGGUGAUGUGUCCGUGAGAAGAACCGGUGGCUUCCUCGGCGUAGGGUCCGGGUCGCACGUGGAUCUGCCGCCAGGCCGCGCGAUCGCCCGGCGAAGCGAGCACCGGGAGGGAGCUUUGCGACGCGAGGGCGCCGACACCCGAACGCCACGGCCACGUAGGGGCCGCCCGUCGGAUUCCGCCGCCGUCUCCGCAGGCGUCCGGGCACCUCGAGCACGGUUCGAGGACGACCGUGGGCGCGACCUCGGAGGAAUUUCGGCCUCGUGAAAUGUGCGCCGCCGCCUCGGCGAGGGCACCUUCCGCCCCGGCAGGACUCGGCCGGUCGCGUCACCUGGGUCCGGAGGGCCCGACGAGCGGCUGAACCAUUCGAGCCCGAUCCGCUCACCAAAUCGGCCGCGACGCCACCCUGGCUGCAGCAGGCUGCAGCAGGCUGACAUGGACAUAGACGAGUGAGGGAGAAGGGAGGCGACACGCUUCGGAAUUGCCGAAAAUCAGCGGGGCGCCGAGAGCGAGUUUCCGCGACUCGGACCAAAGCGCGCGGAUUAUCUUAACUCUCUGGAAUGUAAGGGGGACCACCUUGGCUGCGAAAAACUCCGGACGAGGUGAGGACAUCCGCCGCACGGGAGCGAAUACCAAGGAUCAGCUGGUAUGUCAAGCAAUCAGCUGGUGGAUUCCUGUCUACGUGUUCUUCAAGAGAAAGGCCCCGACAUGCCCCAGUACACUGGACAGAGCGACACCGAUUACCAUGGGAGUAACGGACAAGCGGACACUCAUUCUUUGCACUCGUCCCACCUCUCGGUGCAGGAAGAUCCCCUUCUUAUCCGGACCCACAAACAACAAACCUCCCAGCAAGUAACCACCGUGACCAAGGUCGUGAGGGAGGUCUCGCACAUGGAGCCAGACCCUGGAGCCGUGAGCUACAUGUCGGUGCCUCUGAUGUCCCAGGAGUACCAGCACGCGGACCCGCGAUACGCAACGGACCCCUACAUGGUCAGCUUCGACCACUACGACCCUUACCUGGGAUACCCGCCCCAGCCCGGGUACUCGGGGCCGCACGGGAUCUACAUACAGAGGUCCCACUCACCUCACAGUCCGCACAGUCAGUCGGAGCACAGCCACGCCUCUCCACCACACGAGUACCUGCGGAAAGGCGCACCCUACCUGGAGAGCGGUUACAACGACAUAGAUCCUGGACUGAACCCUGGACUGCAGGAUCAUUAUCGCAUAACUUCGAGCCCCGGUGGACAUGGCGAUCAGUACGACCAAAUCAGCAACUCCUGGAACAUGGAUGACUCGGGCGAGCCCUCUCAGCAUCACGACGAGGGCAAGGUGGCCUACGGGUACGUGUCCCCUUCGCCGUACGGUCCCGUGGGAUAUGGACCGGCCGUGGGCGUGGGCCCCGUUCCGGUUCCGGGAGACGUUCCCGGCUACGACGAAGGACAUCCCGUGGCUCUGCCCACGGGAGUACCUCCGGGAAUGUUCGAGGACGACGUCCACCUGCAACGGCUCCAGGCCAGACACCCGGGAGUCCCAGGGAUGGCCAGCCCAUUGGACGACGAUCAAAAGUCCAUGCGAUGGAGGGACCCGAACCUCUCCGAAGUGAUCGGCUUCCUGAGCAAUCCCAACAACAUAAUCAAAGCGAACGCGGCCGCUUAUCUGCAGCAUCUCUGCUACAUGGAUGACCCCAACAAGCAGAAGACGCGUAGCCUCGGCGGCAUUCCGCCCUUGGUCCAACUUUUGGACCACGAUAGCCCUGACGUCUACAGGAACGCGUGUGGCGCUCUCAGGAAUCUCUCAUACGGCAGGCAGAACGACGAGAACAAACGCGCCAUCAAGAAUGCCGACGGGGUCCCCGCGCUUAUCAACUUGUUGCGAAGGACCUCCGAUGCCGACGUCAAGGAACUCGUCACGGGUGUUCUCUGGAACCUGUCCUCCUGCGAAGACUUGAAGAGAUCCAUCAUCGACGACGGCGUGACGAUGGUGGUGAACAACAUUAUCAUCCCCCACAGCGGCUGGGACCCCAGCUCUUCCAGUGGCGAGACCUGCUGGUCGACCGUCUUUAGAAAUGCCUCCGGAGUCCUCAGAAACGUCUCCAGUGCCGGCGAGUACGCGAGGAAGAAGCUGCGAGAAUGCGAUGGUCUCGUCGACGCUCUGCUCUACGUGGUACGCUCCGCCAUCGAGAAGUCGAACAUCGGCAACAAGAUCGUGGAGAAUUGCGUAUGCAUCCUGAGGAACCUCAGCUACAGGUGCCAAGAAGUGGAGGACCCUAACUACGACAAGCAUCCCAUCCAAUCCGCCGUGCAGAACAGGGUAGCCGCACCUGCCAAAGGUGAACAUCGGUGCAGUUUUCUUCGUGAGAAUUUGGGUUGCUUCGGAGGCAGCAAGAAGAAGAAGGACGGCCAGGUCGUUCAGAAAGAGACGACCACCGCGAGGACCACCAACCCCCGAACGGAGCCCGUCAAAGGAAUGGAGCUUCUCUGGCAACCGGAAGUCGUCCAGUCGUACUUGAGUCUACUUCAAUCCUGCUCGAAUCCGGAAACGCUCGAGGCCGCUGCGGGAGCUCUUCAGAAUUUGGCAGCCUGCUACUGGCAGCCGAGCAUCGAAAUCCGAGCUGCCGUUCGGAAGGAAAAGGGACUUCCGAUUUUGGUCGAGCUGCUGAGGAUGGAGGUGGAUCGAGUGGUUUGCGCCGUUGCUACGGCAUUGAGGAAUCUGGCGAUAGACCAGCGCAAUAAGGAGCUAAUAGGGAAAUACGCGAUGAGGGAUCUCAUCCAGAAGUUACCGUCUGGGAAUGCCCAGCACGACCAGGGCACCAGCGACGACACCAUCGCCGCAGUCCUCGCGACAUUGAACGAGGUUAUCAAGAAGAACGCCGAGUUCUCGAGGUCGCUACUGGACGCCGGCGGGGUAGAAAGGCUCAUGAAUAUCACGAGGCAACGACAAAAGUAUACGCCUCGUGUUCUCAAAUUUGCCGGACAAGUAUUAUUCACGAUGUGGCAGCACCAAGAGUUACGAGACGUUUACAAGAAACACGGGUGGAAGGAACAGGACUUCGUUACGAAAACCGUGGCCGCGCGAAACUCCGGCCCGAAUUCACCGAACAAUGCCAAUAGUUACGAUUGCAGCACCUUGAAUCGACCAAUGGCAAGUCAAGGCAGCACGCGGUACGAAGAUCGAACCAUUCAGAGGGCCAACCAGAAUUCUAACAAUGUUGGACGACCAACGAUGUAUCCACCUCAAAACGAGGAGAUUACAGUGUCUGAUAUGCAGUAUCCCAAACAAGGAACACACGCGCCACCCGCAGGAGGCGUUUGCGUAUUCCCAACAAACCCCCAGCCAAAACCCGGUGAGCCGCUCUACGCGCAAGUCAACUUGGAGAAGAAAAAGAAACGGCAGUAUGAGCUGGGGGUGGUGGGCGGUCAGGGUCAGGCGCAGGUGGUGGGCGGUCAGGGCCCGGUGGUGUCGGCCUCCCAGUGGGUCGGGGUCGGCGUCGGGGUCGGGGUCGGGGUCGGGGACGGGAUCGGAAUCGGUGGCCAGGAAGCUCCCGUCCCGACGGUCAGCGUCCCGCCGAGUUCCACCGCCGUGUCGGCCGGCGAUUCCUGGGUCUAACUCGGCGUCGCGACGCCCGACGAGGUUUCGCCGAAGACGCGGGAGAGGAGGGCGAUCGCCGACCGGCAGUGGAACUUCCGGCGCUCGGUGGAUUCUCGGAGUCGACUUCCGUCCCGCCGCGCGACCGGGAAGCUCGUCCGGCCACAUCCGCAGCAGUAGGCGCGCACCAAUGGCUCUAACUUUAAUAUGCACGAUUCUAAAUUAAUUUUUACGACGACGCCGGCACCGGCUUUACUGUAUUCACGCCACUCGUGCAGAGGCUAACCGCCUACCGGUUGAACGCGCGGGCACGUUGUACGGUCCAUCUCGACAUGUAUCGGUAGCGAUGCGGCAGGGUCUCUCGUCCACCGACCCUGGUGUCGCUGGUCCACUCCGUCUUUUUCUAAUUACAAUUUUAUCUCGAGGAACUUUCUUGGACGCGAGAAAACCGGCUCGACCUCGGCUUAAACGUUUUUUCUAUUUAAUCUGUCCCUACUUUUCUAUGGGCGGACGUAGGACGAAUCCAGACCCUACUGGGUCCAUGCGAAUAUAUGCACGUUACGUACGUAUGGAUACAUAAACCGAUAAGUAUAGUAUAUACCACGACUUAAACGUAAACUUCCGAGGCUGUGGGUGUGGCAAAGGAUGUGAACCCGCGAAAGCGCUCCGUUUGCAGCAUCCUACGUAAUAUACAAAUUUUAAUAACGAUUCUUUAUCGCGAGCGAAUGCGAGAAACGAGAGAGCGAGUGACCGAGAUAAAUAAGAAAUAUUAUUAAUGGCGAGAGCACGCGUGACGAUUAUUAGUUGUAAUUAAUUCGCGACGUCGAGACCCUCGAGAAGUACACCUGUAGAAAAAUAUGCGCGACCGAGAAGGGAAAAUAUUUGUCGUUAUCGAACGGUUACGAGAUGCGUAUUAAAAAAAAAUAGCCCGUACACCUAACAAAGUACACACUUAUACAUAUAUAUAUAUAUAUUAUAUAAAUAUAUAUAUACUCGUGUUCUAUUUCUUGAAUAAUAUUACGAUAGUUGAAAGUUGUUUAUGGAAUGACUGGACGAGGGAGAGGAUGUACAGGGAAUGAAGGGGGACGUACGGGGAAAGAAAUAGAAGCGGGGAGAGGGAGGGAGAGAGAGAGAAAGCCACUAGUAAAGGAGAACCGUGCGGCAGGUUGAGGAAUGCGAUUUUAUACAUAUUAUACAUAUUGUUGCACCCGGUAUUAAUCAGACUCUAAUAAUUAUUUCCGCGAAUUACGUACCGCGAUCGGAGGAUCGUGAAAUCCCCGUUUGACCGGUUGGCAGAUAUUAAUCGUCCUCUGUUGUAAUGAAGGCUUUAAAUCGAGAUACUUUAAGGACAUGGCGUAUAGAUAAGGUUGGCACGAGGAAAGAGGAUGCGAAGACAAAUGCGUUGAUGUGCUCGAACGAAGCGAUUAACUCUGAAUAAUUGAUCUCGGAAUCCGCUAGGCUACCAUUAUUUUCGCCCAAAAAUUUGCCCAAAAAUAGCGUCGCGUUUUUUCUUCAAAAUAGUCCAGAAAAGGCGACGCUAAUUAUGAUCGUUCCUAAUCCCUUCUCCAGAGGAACGAUUUUUGCUAUACGAAAUUUCCAUAACACUUUUAGUUAUAAUUGUAUCUUUGAUGGCAAUCAAUGUGUUCAAUGUGAACAGCAGUAUUCUACGCUUUUCGUAGUCUUCGGAUAAAAUAUCGAUAUACGUAUACACAAACGCUGAGAGGAACGUUAAGCUGGUUUAACCAAGUCUUUAGUUGAAUCGGAUAAACAUUUCUUUCGGUGCACGAGUGAUUUAAAUCGCACUUUUGAGAGAGAAUUGAGUAUUAAUAUUAAUUAAUACUGACGUUCUACCCGCGUGAUAUAAAAUUAUUCGCUAUGUGGUAAAAAGGGGUGUAUAUCAAAGAGAGGGCGAAGGAGCAAGUCGCUUCGUUUUAAUGUACCGCAUAGAAAGAUUAAUAGAAAAACGUUCCCGUAGA